This is a messenger RNA of Spinacia oleracea (spinach), 2561 nucleotides long. RefSeq names its product U-box domain-containing protein 16. The coding region runs from base 317 to 2344 and encodes 675 amino acids. Gene Ontology annotation, molecular function: protein binding; ubiquitin-protein transferase activity. Gene Ontology annotation, biological process: protein ubiquitination. The record is from RefSeq and is a predicted model, not a curated record. The transcript has a single exon. NCBI's taxonomy places the organism in Eukaryota, Viridiplantae, Streptophyta, Magnoliopsida, Caryophyllales, Amaranthaceae.
AACCAAAUUGGUUUGACCAAACAAUAAUUUUAACAAGCACACAACUAAAGAACAAGAAUUAGUUUUGCUAAUUACCAAACACAUCAAAGAAUAUGUCAAAAAAAUAUUAAAAAUUAAACUAAAACUAAACCACUUCUUCUUCCUCCUCCUCCCUUUUUAUAUCACCAUAAUUAAAAGUCUUCUUCUUUUCUGCUUUUAUUCUCCCCAAAUUUCCCAAUCAAUCUAUCCCUUUAUUUUUCCUCAAAAAACCCUCCAAAUUAUUCUAUGCUUAAUCAAUUUAUUACCCUAAUAUAAUCCACCUAUUUCUACUCCAUCAAUGGCGGUUUCUCCGACGAUAUUCCCGCAACGCCGCCGUCGGCCACCCCCGACGUCGUUCCUCUCUCCUCAGUUAUCUACGCUCGACCUUCUCCGCUCCCUUCACUCUCUCUCCUCCGAGAUCUCCUCGCUCCGUCCUCCUCGCUUCCUCUUCAAGCGAAACAGCGUGUCGAUUAUUCGGAAAUGCGCUCUUAUCGCCGUCAUCUUCGAUGAAAUCUUCCGUCAGCUCAACCACCAGUACUCCGCCGCUGUCUUCUCGCCUUCCUCUCUCCUCUGUUUCGAAGAAAUGUUCAUUGUUUUACAGCGAAUCAGAGCUUUGAUCGAAGACUGCUCUAAUGGCGGCAGUAAAUUGUGGCUUCUGAUGCAGAUUGAGCCCAUUUCUAGCACUUUCCAUGAGCUGACCUUGGAUUUGUGGACUUUGCUUGAGAUUCUCCCUAAAAUUGAGCUUAAUUUGAGUGAAGAUGUUGAUGAAUUGCGCAAUUUGGUGAUCAAACAGUGCCGAGAAGACAAAUCGUUUGUUGAUCCUGAAGAUAAUCGGUUACGAAUUGAGGUUUUUACCAUGCUUGAUUCGAUUAGGAAGGAGAUUGUUCCCGAUCAUUCGAAACUCGGUGAGUUGUUCGCCAGAUUAGGGAUGAGUGACUCAGCGAGUUGCCGAGAAGAGAUCGAGUGGUUGGAAGAUGAAAUUCAGUGCCAAAGCGACGAGAAAUCGAAAUCAGAGGUGGUUUCUUUGAUCGGACUUGUGAGAUAUACGAAAUGCGUUCUUUUCGGCGCAUCUUCGAGUUUAAAUUCCGAGGAGAAUCUCCGCCGGUGUUUAUCGUCGGAGAUAAAUAUACCGGCGGAUUUCCGGUGUCCAAUAACUCUUGAUCUGAUGUCUGACCCUGUUGUUGUGGCUACAGGACAGACGUACGAUCGAAUGUCAAUUGUGCUGUGGAUCGAAUCGGGUCAUAACACGUGUCCUAAGACCGGUCAAAGCUUGAUUCACACGAACUUGGUACCUAAUAGAGCGUUGAAGAGCCUGAUUGCUAUGUGGUGUAGGGAACGGCGGAUUCCUUUUGCAGCGGCGGAGAGUAGUGAAGGCCAAAAUGGCGUGGCUUUAAAUAAGGCGGCGCUUGAGGCGACGAAGAUGACGGUGUCUUUUUUGUUGGGGAAGUUGGGGUCUGGUUCACAAACGGUGGAGACCUUAAAUCGGGUAAUAUACGAGCUUCGGGUAUUUGCUAAGACCGAUUCGGAAAGCAGAGCUUGUAUUGGGGAAGCCGGGGCUAUCCCUUUAUUGGUAAGGUAUUUAGGUUUGGAACACCCGAAGCUACAGGUUAAUGCUGUGACAACCAUACUUAACUUGUCCAUACUCGAGGCAAAUAAGGAUAGGAUCAUGGAGACGGAUGGGGCGUUAAACGGUGUUAUUGAAGUGCUACGCUCGGGAGCCACUUGGGAAGCAAAGGCCAAUGCGGCAGCUACAAUGUUUAGCUUAUGUGCGAUGAAUGCAUAUAGGAAGAGACUCGGGAAGAAGACACGCGUUAUCAAAGGAUUGCUGGAGCUUGCUAGGGAAGGACCUACGAGUUCUAAAAGGGAUGCCAUGGUGGCAAUAUUAACCUUGGCAGGAGAUAGAGAAACCGCCGGGAGGCUGGUCGAGGGUGGGGUCUUAGAUAUGUUAAAGGAGGUUAUGGGGGAGCUACCAGAAGAAGCGAUGACUAUUAUGGAAACUGUGGUUAAGAAGGGUGGUUUUGUCGCAAUAGCUGCAGCUAGCCAUAUGAUUGGAAGACUAGUGGCUGUGUUAAGAAGUGGUACAGAUAGGACAAAGGAAAGCGCAAUUGCCACCCUUGUAAUAAUUUGUCGCAAAGGAGGAGCAGAGAUGGUGUCCGAGCUAGCAAGGAUAACAACGAUUGAGAUGGUAAUAUGGGAGUUGAUGGGUACAGGGACCGCCAGGGCUAAGAGGAAAGCUGCCUCGCUCAUGCGAAUACUCCGAAGGUGGGCAGCUGGUUUAGAAGGAGAUGUAUUGGAAGAGUUCUCCAUCACCAUGGCAUUACAAUGAAUUCUUUAGUAUGUGCCACUGUCAUGUAAUUGUACAAAAACAAAGCUAGUGUCAAAACUCCUCUUUUUUUUCACCUUUGAAUUUAUUUCCGACAUCAUUGUACAUGUCCUGCAUAGUUUUAAUUGUUUCCUUUGGUCACUAUUAUACACAAAACAUGUUAAUAGUCAUUCUUUCUUUUGUGUGAAUAAACAUACAACUUCCUUGUUUUGUUAUAGUA